UUUAAAAAAAUAUGAAUAUUUAAUAUGGAAAUUUGGUCUAAUUGAAUUAAAAGAAAACAAAAAAGAAUAUUUUCCUUUACAAUUGUGGAAUAAAUUUAAUUACAAAAUUGGAAUGUUUUUAUUUAAUAAUUUAAAUAAUGUGAAGACUUUGAAGGAAAGAAAUUGGCAAACAAUUAUAUACAAACAAAUUCCUUUGUUUCUAUAUAUUAAUGAACCUGAACAAGAAUUUGCUAUUAGACUAAUUAAAAAAGAUUAUUUUCGCCCUUCUCGUCAGCUAGUUAAAAUACCGAACAAUCCUAAAACAAUGGAGGAAGUUCAUUUUAUUUAUUUCUGGCUUCAGCGUCUAUUCACUUCCACCUUUGAAUAUUCAGAAUUUAAUUCUGUUUUCAAUCCUGAAUUUAUUAAUUUAAUUUUUGAAGAAAAUAGCCAAUAUUUAAAUAUAAAAAGUGGAGUUUUGCAAGGGUUUGAGGCUAAAAAUCAAAUCAACGCAAUUAAUUUUGUAAAGGAAUAUUUAAAGAAGGACGAUAUAGAAAAUUAUAAUAGACCUAGAGAUAAUAAUUGGUUUAUUAGAUUUUCUUGA
Messenger RNA from Meloidogyne enterolobii, 580 nucleotides. NCBI's taxonomy places the organism in Eukaryota, Metazoa, Nematoda, Chromadorea, Rhabditida, Meloidogynidae. The record is from the annotation of a GenBank genome assembly.